AGGUCAUUGUGUCCAAAGGUUAAGAGUAAUGAACCUCAGGUUUCCCCCUUCAUGGGGCAAAGCAGAGGCUGGGCAGUCUGCAUGCAUGCAAAGAGGGACCCCUGGAGCUUCCCUGGGGUGCCCAGAGGGCUGGGGGCUAAUUGAUCAGGAAAGGGUGCCGGGAGAGAUACUCAGAGGGGGCAGUGCUCAGAGAGGCCAGGGUACCUGGGUUAAUCAUCACUGAGGCUCAGAUAAGGCCCCGCCCACUGGAAGCAGAGUUAGCGUGACAGAAGGGUUUGUGUGGCUGAAAACACAGGAACAACAGGGUGUCCACAGCGUGCGACCAUGCCGGGCACAAAACGGCUUCAACAUGUGAUUGAGACCCCAGAGCCUGGCAAGUGGGAGUUGUCUGGGUAUGAGGCAGCCCUGCCAAUCAUAGAGAAGUCAAACCCACUGACCCAGGACCUCGACAGAGCAGAUGCCAAGCAAAUUGUUCGAUUGCUGGGACAGUGUGAUGCUGAGGUCUUCCAGGAGGAGGGGCGAGUCAUGCCCACAGACCAGAAACCGUAUAGUGAAUCAGUUCUGACCACCAUGGUCCAAGUGGCUGGCAAAGUUCAGGAAGUGCUGAAGGAACCUGAGCGGGGGCUGGUGGUGCUGAGUGGAGGGGGAACUGGCAGGAUGGCGUUUCUCAUGUCGGUGAGUACCCUGAUCCCCGAUUUUCCUUCCUCUGCCUUCUCGGGGUAACCCUCAGGACCAUAAAGCUCAUCAUAGCUAAGCUCCUAGGUGGCCCUCUUGAGGCCUGGCUCCCUCUCUUCUCAAAGACAGAUCUCACCAUGGAACCCCCGUAUCUUCGGAACCCACCUGG
Lontra canadensis (Northern American river otter) is the source of this 844-nucleotide messenger RNA. RefSeq names its product glucokinase regulatory protein-like. Gene Ontology annotation, biological process: negative regulation of glucokinase activity; response to fructose; glucose homeostasis. The record is from RefSeq and is a predicted model, not a curated record. NCBI's taxonomy places the organism in Eukaryota, Metazoa, Chordata, Mammalia, Carnivora, Mustelidae. Gene Ontology annotation, molecular function: enzyme binding; fructose-6-phosphate binding; carbohydrate binding. Gene Ontology annotation, cellular component: mitochondrion; nucleoplasm; cytosol.